Diachasma alloeum is the source of this 1362-nucleotide messenger RNA. RefSeq names its product protein PFC0760c-like. Bases 1 to 1362 code for a protein of 453 amino acids. Lineage: Eukaryota; Metazoa; Arthropoda; Insecta; Hymenoptera; Braconidae. The transcript has a single exon. The record is from RefSeq and is a predicted model, not a curated record.
AUGAACCCUAAUAACGUCGAUCUACUGACAGAAGGGAAUCCGAGUACCGGUGGAACCAACGGUGAAAAGUAUGAAACAGAGGGUCUUGAGGAGGAAGAUGACAAGAUGGUAGAUGAUGGUGAAAAUGGUCACAAAAAUCGUGAUGACGACCAUGUAAUGGAGGAUGUUAAGGGCUGUGAUAACGAUAGUGAAAUCUGUGAUGACAAGAACGAGGCCACUGCCAGCAACGCAGUUCACCACGAAGCUUAUGAUGUUGAUGUUAACGAUCUUCAUAAUGUUGGCAGGCAUCAUAUCGAUCCUAUGACGCACACAGUUGAUAACACCAACAACGCAGUGAAUAAUGUUAAUGCUGAUGGUGAGAUGAUUUUGGAAAAUUGUGCCAUUGUGAUUGGUGAUCAAAAUGGUCGUCAAAGUGGUGAUCAGCAUCAAGCAAUGGAACGUAGUGGUCUGGCCGAUAGCCAUGGAAGAUUCUGUGCUCACCAUGACGAUGAGGUUUUCGAUGGGCAUGGAGUUCAUCACGAUGAUGACAGCACUCGUGAAUUUUAUGACUGCAGAAGUUUCAUAGAGAAGAACGAUGGCAGUGAUAGCGAAGAUAAUAAUGAUAAACUCGUUAAUAAUGAUCGUCAUUUCAAGGAGAUAUUUGAAGAUGAUACUGAGAAAGGGUUGGAUGAAAAAGAUGAUAACGGAAAAAAUAAAAAUGGCGACGGUAGGGUUGGUGAUAACAACGAUCAGGAUAAUCAUCUUUUUGAGCAGAAUAAUUACAAUAGUGAUGAUAGGGUGGCAGACGACGGCGAGGACGAUAAUGAAAAUGAAAGCCAUGUUAGUACAUCAACGCCGCAUCACUGCAAUUUUGAUCACAUGACUGGCCCAGUUGGUGGCCAGUUGGUGAAUGAAGAUGAAUUGAUCAAAUCAGAAUGUUGCAUGAGUGACUCAUUUAAAGAUGGAAACUUAGAAAAGAAUCAAAUCCAUGGUGCAGUAGAGGCCAAGGACCACAAUGUAGAACAUCUGAUGCAAGAAACACUUGCAGUUAAUGUAAAAAAUGAUCCCGACGGCGCAGUUACUGGAAACACUGAGCAUCAAGAAGCAGGUCCAAGUGCCAGGUCUGUCAAUAUCUUUCAUUGGAAUCAAAAGGGUCAUCAUGAUGUUGAGCUUGUAGCUAGCACUGGGGUUUAUAUUGAUAAGCGUGAGCUGGCUUUCAUUGCAUCUCGCAAUCGUCAAGAUGCUAGGGAAAUGCAGAGAAAACUUUUUCUACAAAUUUUGGGCGAGAAAACUCUGAUAAAAAUGACCCCAACCGGUCGUUCUCGUGGAGGACAGAAACGCGAAAAACUACCCGUGGAUGUAUCUAAGGCUGUAAGAGGUUAG